AUGACUCAGCCCAAUAACACUUCAGUUGUGGAGGCUCCCCUCAUCUCGUCAGCACUGUCUAUCACUGUCUUUUGCAUUGCUGCCAUGUAUAUGCUGAAAUAUGCUCCCCAGCACUCUCCUGGAGCAGCGGACAGUUUUAUGCAGGAUGUGUUCUCUGGGGCAGCCAACCACCUUCACAUCAACCAUGUCCCUUGGCAUGUGGCCAAUGCUGGAGCUCACAGGCAUUGCUCUUAUAGGCCUGUGCAUACUUCUUGGGUUAAUUUGGGCAAAGCUUUGGAAAAGCAACCCAUGGGUCAGAGGAAUGCUGGGCCUACCAACAGCGCUGUGGAGGCAUCCAAUAAAGCUCAAGCAUCUGCUCAGGCACCUUGGACUGUACAGUCUAUAAAGCUCCAGUCUCUACCGCAGUUUAUCUCCAGGGACAGCUUGCCGGAUGAAUUCUCCUUGAACUACAUCGAGGUUGAGGCACAGGAGAUGGAGCCCUUUAUCUGUCAGAUCUAUGAAUGGGUGUUCAGUAAUUUCAAUGCUCAGAAGUCCAUGCAUAAAAUUGCUUUGCUUGCUGGAAUCUACAUCAGUAAGAUUCUGCCGGACAUCUUCACUGAUGAAGCUUAUAAUGCAAAACCUAGGGAUGGAGAGCAUAUGAUAACCCAGGCGCUCAGGGUGCUUCCAUGGAAUCCUAACAGAAGCACUCAAAAAGGAUGCAGAUUGGAGAAGCAGUUCAUUGCGAUGGUUCCAGCAUACAUCAUUGCUGUCUAUGAGAUGGACAGCCCUUUGCGCAAGUGCUUUGCUGACCACCAAGGCAAAAGCUUCCCUCUGCGCUGGAACUCCAAGAACAGUAACAAGGGUAUUGGGUCGCUCCUGAUGAUGCGUCUAGGUCUUGCUAAAGCCAAAGGUCAAAGGUUUUGGAAGGGGGGUGUCUUCAACUGA
Molecule: messenger RNA, 924 nt
Organism: Suillus plorans
Lineage: Eukaryota; Fungi; Basidiomycota; Agaricomycetes; Boletales; Suillaceae
Exons: 1
Coding region: 1-924 (307 amino acids)
Source: RefSeq, a predicted model, not a curated record